Molecule: messenger RNA, 819 nt
Organism: Microstroma glucosiphilum
Lineage: Eukaryota; Fungi; Basidiomycota; Exobasidiomycetes; Microstromatales; Microstromataceae
Exons: 5
Coding region: 1-819 (272 amino acids)
Source: RefSeq, a predicted model, not a curated record
AUGACGACCCAGUACACCUUAUCCUCCUCUUCGUGGACUGGAGACAGCCUCGUUCUGAGAGAUGCUGCUGGCAGGAGAAUGCUCACCUUUCCGAUUAUCUUCCUGACCGAAGGUCAUGUGGCCAGCUGGGACUACAUCUACGAAGUCCUUGGCAUGUGCUUCAAAGGUGCCGUCAAUCUGACCACUCUCGAUGGUACGCUCAAGACGAGAACAGACCGCGUCACAGCUGGAACCCUCGUUGUAACGUCAGACGACGCAGGUGUGACGCCUGUUCGAGGCCCUCGAUUCAAGGAGAAGUUUCGUGCUCCCGCUGAUAGGGACGACAAUAGCACCAUGAGCCACUCGUCACGCUCAUCGGUAAAUCAAUCGCCAUUCCGUACCAAAUUGACAGGCAGGGAUGCUGUUUGCUUGGUCACCGAUUCUGACCCGGAUCGUUGCACGGCCGCACACAUUUUGCCCAUCUCGCGCCCGGAGUACUACGUUGAGGUGCUCGGACUCGAUCAGGAUGCCCCACUAUACUCGACAGCAUACGGCUUGCUACUCCGAAAAGACAUACACAGUGACUUUGACCAAGGCAGAAUUGCCUUCUACCCGCACAGGGAUCGUCUCAUUGUACACGUCUUCGAUCUCGACCCCAGCUAUCGCCAGUAUCACGGGAAGAUCCUCCGUCCCGACCGGUUCCGCGCUGGAUCCGAGGCUCCAAGCGUGGACCUCCUGCGCUUCCAUUAUCGACACUGCUGUAUCAAGUACAUGAGGGGCUAUGCCGCCUUCAUGAACAUUCCCCAGGGGGCAGUGAUGGUAGAUUCGAGCGGGCCUUGA